AUGUUGUCGUGCCUGGCCUUUUGUUGCUGGACUCUGGCACUGGCGUCCGGCUGGACCAACUUCCAGCCCCUGGCACCGUCGCGCAACUUCAGCUUCCGCCUGUUCCCCGAGGCCUCGUCUGGGGCUCCGGGCAGACUGGCCGUGCCACCCGCAUCCGGUGAGGAGGAGGCGGUGGGGAGCAAAGUGGAGCGUCUGGGCCGCGCGUUCCGGAGCCGCGUGCGGCGCCUGCGGGAGCUCAGUGGCCGCCUGGAGCUCGUCUUCUUGGUGGACGAGUCGUCCAGCGUGGGCCAAGCCAACUUCCUCAACGAGCUCAAGUUCGUGCGCAAGCUGCUGUCCGACUUCCCCGUGGUGUCCACAGCCACACGCGUGGCCAUCGUCACCUUCUCGUCCAAGAACAACGUGGUGGCGCGCGUGGAUUACAUCUCCACCAGCCGGGCACACCAGCACAAGUGCGCGCUGCUCAGCCGUGAGAUCCCAGCCAUCACCUACCGCGGUGGUGGCACCUACACCAAGGGCGCCUUCCAGCAAGCUGCGCAAAUCCUUCGUCACUCUAGAGAAAACUCCACCAAAGUCAUAUUUCUCAUCACCGAUGGCUAUUCCAAUGGGGGAGACCCCAGACCCAUUGCAGCAUCGCUGCGGGACUUUGGAGUGGAGAUCUUCACAUUCGGGAUUUGGCAAGGGAAUAUCCGGGAACUGAAUGACAUGGCUUCUACCCCGAAGGAGGAACACUGCUACCUGCUCCACAGUUUUGAAGAAUUCGAGGCUUUGGCUCGAAGGGCAUUGCAUGAAGAUCUACCUUCUGGGAGCUUUAUCCAAGAGGAUAUGGCCCACUGCUCUUACCUCUGUGAAGCUGGGAAAGACUGCUGUGACCGAAUGGCCAGCUGCAAAUGUGGGACACACACAGGUCAAUUUGAAUGCAUCUGUGAGAAGGGCUAUUACGGGAAAGGUCUCCAGUAUGAAUGCACAGCUUGCCCGUCAGGGACAUAUAAGCCUGAAGCAUCUCCAGGAGGAAUCAGCACGUGCAUCCCAUGUCCCGAUGAAAACCACACUUCUCCACCUGGAAGCACAUCCCCAGAAGACUGUGUGUGCCGAGAGGGGUACCAGACAUCCGGUCAGACCUGUCAGGUUGUCCACUGCCCUACACUGAAGCCUCCUGAAAAUGGUUAUUUUAUACAAAACACUUGCAAAAACCACUUCAAUGCAGCCUGUGGGGUCCGAUGUCGUCCUGGAUUUGACCUUGUGGGAAGCAGCAUCCAUUUGUGUCAACCCAAUGGUUUGUGGUCGGGGACAGAGAGCUUCUGCAGAGUGAGAACAUGCCCUCAUCUCCGUCAGCCCAAACAUGGCCACAUCAGCUGCUCCACUGUGGAAAUGACCUACAACACCAUGUGUUUGGUCACCUGUAAUGAAGGAUACAGAUUAGAAGGGAAUGCUAAGCUUACCUGCCAAGGAAAUGCCCAGUGGGAUGGUGCAGAACCUCGGUGUGUGGAGCGCCACUGUGCCACCUUCCAGAAGCCCAAGGGUGUCCUCAUAUCUCCACCCAGCUGUGGCAAGCAGCCAGCCAAGCCUGGGAUGACCUGUCAGCUAAGCUGCCGCCAGGGAUACGUCUUAUCUGGGGUCAGAGAAGUGAGAUGUGCCACAUCCGGGAAGUGGAGCGCCAAAGUUCAGACAGCUGUGUGCAAAGAUGUGGAGGCUCCGAAAAUCAUCUGUCCAAAUGACAUCGAAGCUAAGACUGGGGAACAACAAGACUCUGCUAACAUCACCUGGCAAAUCCCAACAGCUAAAGACAACUCUGGUGAAAAGGUGUCAGUCCAUGUCCAUCCAGCCUUUACCCCACCUUACCUCUUCCCAAUUGGAGAAGCAGCUAUCACCUACACAGCAACUGACUCAUCCAGUAACCAAGCCAGCUGCACUUUCUACAUUAAGGUUAUUGAUGUGGAACCGCCCGUCAUAGAUUGGUGCCGAUCUCCACCUCCCAUCCAGGUAGUAGAGAAGGAGCACUCUGCCAGCUGGGAUGAGCCUCAGUUCUCAGACAACUCUGGGGCUGAAUUGGUCAUUACCCGAAGUCACACACAAGGAGACCUCUUUCCUCAUGGGGAAACUGUAGUGUGGUAUACAGCCACUGACCCAUCAGGCAACAACAGAACCUGUGACAUCCACAUUGUCAUAAAAGGUUCUCCCUGUGAGGUUCCCUUCACCCCUAUAAACGGGGACUUUGUCUGUGCCCAGGAUAGUGCUGGAGUUAACUGCACCCUGAGUUGCCGGGAGGGGUAUGAUUUCACAGAAGGGUCUACUGAGAAGUAUUACUGUGCUUUUGAAGAUGGUAUCUGGAGACCACCAUAUUCUACUGAAUGGCCAGACUGUGCAAUAAAACGUUUUGCAAACCACGGGUUCAAGUCCUUUGAGAUGCUGUACAAAACCACUCGCUGUGAUGACAUGGAUCUGCUUAAGAAGUUUUCAACAGCAUUUGAAACCACCCUGGGGAAAAUGGUCCCGUCCUUUUGUAGUGAUGCUGAUGACAUUGACUGCAGACUGGAGGACCUGACCAAAAAAUACUGCAUCGAAUAUAAUUAUGACUAUGAAAAUGGCUUUGCAAUUGGACCAGGGGGCUGGGGUGCAGGUAACAGGCUGGAUUACUCUUAUGAUCACUUCCUGGAUGUUGUACAAGAAACACCUACAGGUGUGGGCAAAGCCAGAUCGGCACGGAUUAAAAGAACUGCCCCAUUGUCUGACCCCAAAAUUCAGCUAAUUUUUAACAUCACAGCUAGUGUGCCACUGCCAGAGGAAAGAAAUGAUACCCUUGAAUUGGAAAAUCAGCAGCGACUCAUUAAGACUUUGGAAACGAUCACAAACCGCCUGAAGAGCACCUUGAAUAAGGAGCCUAUGUACUCUUUCCGGCUUGCCUCCGAGAUGGUGGUGGCUGACAGCAAUUCCCUGGAGACAGAGAAGGCCUUUCUCUUCUGCAGACCAGGCUCUGUGCUGAGGGGACGCAUGUGUGUGAAUUGCCCCCUGGGAACCUAUUACUCGAUGGAGCAUUCCACCUGUGAAAGCUGCCUGAUGGGAUCCUAUCAAGAUGAAGAAGGGCAGCUUGAGUGCAAGCUCUGUCCCCCCAGGACUCACACUGAAUAUCUCCAUUCGAGAAGCAUCUCUGAAUGCAAAGCUCAGUGUAAACAAGGCACCUACUCUUCCAGUGGGCUUGAGACCUGUGAAUCUUGUCCACUGGGUACUUAUCAACCAGAAUUUGGAUCCCGGAGCUGCCUCUUAUGCCCAGAACCCACCACAACCGUGAAAAGAGGAGCUAUAGACAUCUCUGCUUGUGGAGUGCCCUGUCCAGUAGGAGAAUUCUCCCGUUCUGGGUUAACACCCUGCUAUCCAUGCCCUCGAGACUACUACCAGCCCAAUGCAGGGAAGUCCUUCUGCCUAGCCUGUCCCUUUUAUGGAACUACAACAAUCACUGGUGCCACAUCCAUCACGGAUUGCUCAAGUUUUAGCUCCACUUUCUCAGCAGCAGAAGAAAGCGUAGUGCCCCUCGCAGCCCCUGGACGUACCCAAAAGAAGUAUGAAGUCAGCAGCCAGGUCUUCCACGAAUGUUUCUUAAACCCUUGCCACAACAGUGGAACCUGCCAACCACUUGGGCGAGGUUAUAUCUGUCUCUGUCCACCCAGAUACACAGGCUUAAAGUGUGAAACAGAUAUUGAUGAAUGCAGCUCACUGCCUUGUCUCAACAGUGGAGUUUGUAGAGACCAAGUCGGGGGAUUCACUUGUGAGUGCCCAUUGGGUUACACAGGCCAAGUAUGUGAAGAAAACAUAAAUGAGUGUAGUUCCAGCCCUUGCUUGAAUAAAGGAACCUGCACUGAUGACUUGGCAAGCUACCACUGUACCUGUGUGAAAGGAUAUGUUGGUGUGCACUGUGAGAUAGAUGUCAAUGAAUGCCAGUCGAGCCCCUGCUUAAAUAAUGCAGUUUGUAAAGACCAAGUUGGGGGGUUCUUGUGCAAAUGCCCACCUGGAUUUUUGGGUACUCGGUGUGAAAAAAACGUGGACGAGUGUCUCAGCCAGCCAUGCCAAAAUGGAGCCACAUGUAAGGAUGGUGCCAACAGUUUCAGGUGUCAAUGCCUAGCAGGCUUCACAGGACCACACUGUGAACUGAACAUCAAUGAAUGUCAGUCCAACCCAUGCAGGAACCAGGCCACCUGCGUGGAUGAGCUAAACUCAUACAGUUGUAAAUGUCGGCCAGGAUUUUCAGGCCACAGGUGUGAGACAGAACAGCCUUCAGGUUUUAACCUGGAUUUUGAAGUUUCUGGCAUUUAUGGGUAUGUCAUACUAGAUGGAGUGCUUCCAUCUCUCCAUGCCAUAACCUGUGCCUUCUGGAUGAAAUCCUCUGAUGUCAUCAACUACGGGACACCCAUCUCCUAUGCUCUUGAGGGCGACAAUGACAACACCUUCCUCCUGACUGAUUAUAAUGGCUGGGUCCUUUAUGUGAAUGGAAAAGAAAAGAUCACAAACUGCCCGUCUGUGAAUGAUGGCACUUGGCAUCAUAUUGCAAUCACAUGGACAAGUACUGGUGGAGUCUGGAGAGUCUAUAUAGACGGGAAAUUAUCUGACAGCGGUACUGGCCUCUCUGUCGGCAAAGCCAUACCUGGUGGUGGCGCAUUAGUUCUUGGGCAAGAGCAAGACAAAAAAGGAGAGGGAUUCAACCCAGCUGAGUCUUUUGUGGGCUCCAUAAGCCAGCUCAACCUCUGGGACUAUGUCCUGUCUCCACAGCAGGUGAAUUCGCUGGCCAGCUCCUGCCCAGGGGAGCUCAGUCGGGGAAAUGUGUUAGCCUGGCCUGAUUUCCUGUCGGGAAUCACAGGGAAGGUGAAGGUUGAUUCCAGAAGCAUAUUCUGUUCUGAUUGCCCAUCUUUAGAAGGAGCUGUACCACACCUGAGAACUGCAUCAGGAGAUCGAAAGCCGGGCUCCAAAGUCAGUCUGUUCUGUGACCCAGGCUUCCAGAUAGUCGGGAAUCCUGUACAGUAUUGUUUGAACCAAGGGCAGUGGACACAACCACUCCCUCACUGUGAACGUAUUCGCUGUGGGCUGCCUCCUGCCUUGGAGAAUGGCUUCUAUUCAGCUGAGGACUUCCAUGCUGGCAGCACUGUAACCUAUCAGUGCAACAAUGGUUACUACUUGUUGGGUGAUUCCCGAAUGUUCUGCACAGACAACGGGAGCUGGAAUGGCAUUUCACCAUCAUGUCUAGAUGUUGAUGAGUGUGCAGUUGGAUCAGACUGUAAUGAACAUGCUUCCUGCCUGAACACCAAUGGAUCCUACGUAUGCUCGUGCAACCCACCAUACAUGGGAGAUGGUAAAAAUUGUGCAGAGCCUGUAAAAUGUAAAGCUCCAGAAAAUCCAGAAAAUGGCCACUCAUCUGGUGAGACUUACACAGUGGGAGCCGAAGUCACAUUUUCCUGUGAGGAAGGAUACCAGCUGCUGGGAGUGAGCAAAGUCACCUGCUUGGAGACUGGAGAAUGGGAUCACAUCAGACCAGCCUGUGAAGCCGUUUCCUGUGGUGCCCCACCUGCUCCUGAAAAUGGUGGUGUAGAUGGGUCAGUGUUCACGUAUGGCAGUAAGGUGACGUACAGGUGUGAUAAAGGAUAUACUUUGGCUGGAGAUGAGGAGUCAACCUGUCUCGCUAGUGGCUCAUGGAGUCAUUCCUCUCCUGUGUGUCAGCUGGUGAAAUGUUCCAGUCCUGAGAGCAUAAACAAUGGGAAAUACAUCCUAAGUGGGCUCACCUACCUUUCUAUUGCUUCAUAUUCCUGUGAGAAUGGCUACAGCUUGCAGGGCCCAUCCCUCAUUGAAUGCACAGCUUCGGGCAGCUGGGACAGAGCGCCACCUACCUGUCACCUUGUCUCCUGCGGAGAGCCGCCAGUCCUCAAAGAUGCUGUCAUCACUGGGAGUAACUUCACUUUUGGGAACAUGGUUACUUACACAUGCAAAGAGGGCUUCACCCUUGCUGGCUCUGACACCAUCGUAUGCCUAGCCAAUGGCAAGUGGAAUUCAAGUAACCACCAGUGCCUGGCUGUCUCCUGCGAUGAGCCCCCCAAUGUGGACCACGCCUCUCCAGAGACUGCCCACCGACUUUUCGGAGAUACAGCAUUCUACUACUGUGCAGAUGGUUACAGCCUGGCUGACAAUUCCCAGCUCAUCUGCAAUGCCCAGGGAAAAUGGGUUCCCCCAGAAGGCCAGGCUGUGCCACGCUGUAUAGCUCACUUCUGUGAAAAACCUCCAUCUGUUUCCUACAGUAUUCUGGAAUCUGUGAGCAAAGCAAAAUUUGCCACGGGCUCAGUAGUGAGCUUCAAGUGCUUGGAAGGUUUUGUGCUGAACACGUCGGCAAAGAUUGAAUGCCUGAGAGGGGGACAGUGGAGCCCUUCUCCCCUAUCAGUCCAGUGCAUCCCAGUGCGGUGCGGAGAGCCUCCCAGCAUCAUGAAUGGCUAUGCGAGUGGAACAAACUACAGUUUUGGGGCCAUGGUAGCGUAUAGCUGUCACAAGGGAUUCUAUAUCAAAGGAGAGAAGAAGAGCACCUGUGAGGCCACCGGACAGUGGAGCAGGCCCCUGCCCACCUGCCACCCUGUUUCCUGUAAUGAACCACCUAAGGUAGAGAACGGCUUUCUGGAGCACACCACUGGCAGGACCUUUGAGAGUGAAGCGAGGUUCCAGUGCAACCCAGGCUAUAAGGCAGCUGGAAGUCCUGUGUUUGUCUGCCAAGCCAACCGCCACUGGCACAGUGAGGCCCCUCUGUCCUGCACCCCCCUCAACUGUGGAAAACCCCCUCCCAUCCAGAAUGGCUUCUUGAAAGGUGAAAGCUUUGAUGUGGGAUCCAAAGUUCAGUUUUUCUGCAAUGAGGGAUAUGAGCUUGUUGGUGAUAAUUCUUGGACUUGCCAGAAAUCUGGCAAAUGGAGUAAGAAGCCAAGUCCAAAGUGUGUCCCCACAAAGUGCCCAGAACCUCCCAUCUUGGAAAAUCAGCUUGUAUUAAAGGAAUUAACUUCUGAGGUAGGCAUAAUGACCAUUUCCUGUAAAGAGGGGCAUGCCUUGCAAGGCCCUUCUGUCCUGAAGUGUUUGCCAUCCGGGCAAUGGAAUGGUUCCUUUCCUGUUUGUAAGAUGGUCCUUUGUUACUCUCCUCCCUUGAUUCCCUUUGGCCUCCCUGCUUCUUCUGGUGCUCUUCAUUUUGGGAGUACUGUCAAGUAUUCGUGCGUUGAUGGGUUUUUCUUAAGAGGUGAUCCAACCAUCCUCUGCCAGUCUGACGGCACCUGGAGUUCUCCAUUGCCUGAAUGUGUUCCAGUAGAAUGCCCCCAACCUGAGGAGAUUCUCAACGGCAUCAUCCACGUGCAAGGGCUCGCCUAUCUCAGCACCACACUCUACUCCUGCAAGCCAGGCUUCGAGUUAGUGGGCAAUACGACCACCCUCUGUGGGGAAAAUGGCCAGUGGCUUGGAGGAAAACCAAUGUGCAAACCUGUUGAAUGCCCAGAGCCCAAAGAGAUUUUAAAUGGCCAAUUCUCUUACAUAAGCUUUCAGUAUGGACAAACCGUCACAUAUUUCUGUGACCGAGGCUUCCGACUUGAAGGCCCCAAAGCCCUGACCUGUUUAGAGACAGGUGACUGGGACAUGGAUGCCCCCUCUUGCAAUGCCAUCCACUGUAGUGACCCACAACCCAUUGAGAAUGGUUUCGUAGAAGGUGCGGAUUACAGAUAUGGUGCCAUGAUUAUCUAUAGCUGCUUCCCUGGGUUUCAGGUGGUUGGUCAUGCCAUGCAGACCUGUGAAGAGUCAGGAUGGUCAAGCUCCAGCCCAACAUGUGUGCCCAUAGACUGUGGUCUCCCUCCUCACAUAGACUUUGGAGACUGUACUAAAGUCAAAGAAGGCCAGGAAUAUUUUGAGCAAGAAGAUGACAUGAUGGAAGUUCCUUAUCUGACUCCUCACCCUCAACAUUUGGAAGCAACAACUAAAACAUUAGAAAAUACAAAGGAAUCCCCUGCUUCACAUGCAUCUCACUUUCUAUAUGGCACUAUGGUUUCCUACAGCUGUGACCCUGGCUAUGAACUGCUGGGAAACCCUGUGCUGAUCUGCCAGGAAGACGGAACGUGGAACGGGAGUGCUCCCUCUUGCAUUUCAAUCGAAUGUGAUUUGCCUGUUGCUCCUGAAAAUGGCUUUUUGCACUUUACACAGACUACCAUGGGCAGUGCUGCACAAUAUAGCUGCAAGCCAGGACACAUUUUAGAAGGCUCCCACUUAAGACUCUGUCUGCAGAAUAAGAAGUGGAGUGGUACUGCACCACGCUGUGAAGCCAUUUCAUGCAGCAAGCCAAACCCACUCAGGAAUGGACUCAUCAAAGGAAGUGACUACUCAUACCUGGGCGUGUUACACUAUGAGUGUGACCCUGGCUAUGUGCUCAAUGGCACUGCGAAGAGAACAUGCCAGGAAAAUAAAGAUUGGGAUGGACACGAGCCCACAUGUAUUCCUGUGGAUUGUGGCUCACCCCCAGUCCUGAACAAUGGUCAAGUGAAGGGAGAAGAAUACACAUUCCAAAAAGAGAUCACAUACUCUUGCAGUGAGGGAUUCAUACUUGAAGGAGCUAGGAGCCGUGUCUGUCUUAUCAAUGGAAGCUGGAGUGGAACCACUCCCAGCUGCAUGCCUGUCAGAUGUACUGCCCCACCACAGGUGGCAAAUGGGGUGGCAGAGGGCCUCGACUAUGGGUUCAAGAAAGAAGUAUCAUUCCAUUGUCUAGAGGGCUAUGUAUUACACGGGGCAGCUAAACUUACCUGCCAGUCAGAUGGGACUUGGGAUGCAGAGGCUCCCAUCUGUAAACAAGCUGCCUGUGGUCCUCCUGAGGAUCUUCCCCAGGGCUUCCCUAAUGGCUUUUCCUUUUAUCACGGGGGCCACAUCCAGUAUCAGUGUUUUCCUGGUUAUAAGCUCCAUGGAAACUCUUCAAGGAGAUGUCUCCCCAAUGGUUCCUGGAGCGGCAGUUCGCCUUCCUGCCUACCUUGCAGGUGUUCCACACCCAUCAUUCAACAUGGAAUCAUCAAUGCAACUGAUCUGGGCUGUGGGAAGACAGUCCAGAUUGAAUGCUUCAAAGGCUUCAAGCUCCUUGGACUUUCUGAAAUCACCUGUGAUGCUGAUGGCCAGUGGUCUGGCUUCCCACUCUGCGAACAUGUUGACUGUGGUUCUCUGCCAACCAUACCCAAUGCAGUCGUCAGCAAGAGUAUCCCUUUAGAGGACAACAUGGUAACUUACAGCUGCAGACCUGGCUACAUCAUGCAAGGUAGUUCAAAUCUGAUUUGUACAGAGAAAGGGACAUGGAGCCAGCCUUAUCCAGCCUGUGAGCCCCUGUCCUGUGGACCCCCACCGCCUGUUGCCAAUGCAGUGGCAACAGGAGAGGCAUAUACCUAUGAAAGCAAAGUGAAACUCAGGUGUCUGGAAGGAUAUGUGAUAGAUACAGAUACAGAUACGUUCACCUGCCAGCAAGAUGGUCAUUGGUUUCCUGAAAGAAUCUCCUGCAGUCCUAGAAAAUGUCCUGUGCCAUCAAACACAACACGCAUGCGUGUUCAUGGAGACGACUUCCGGGUGAAUAAACAAGUUUCUGUGUCCUGUGCAGAAGGGUUUACCUACGAAGGAGUGGAUUCGUCAACAUGCCAGCCUGAUGGUACAUGGGAGCCACCGUUUUCUGAUGAAUCCUGCAUCCCUGUGUUUUGUGGGCAUCCUGAAAGUCCAGAGCAUGGAUUUGUGGUUGGUAGUACAUACAGCUUUGGAAGCACCAUCGUUUAUCAAUGUGAUGCUGGCUAUGAAUUAGAGGGGAACAGGGAACGAGUCUGUCAGGAGAACGGACAGUGGAGUGGACAGGUGGCAACAUGCACAGAGAACCGAUGUGAGGCUCCAGCUGAAUUUCUGAAUGGAAAGGUUGUCAUGGAAAACACCACAUCUGGACCCAGCCUGCUGUUUUCCUGCCACAGAGGCUACACCCUGGAAGGGUCCUCUGAGGCACACUGCACUGAAAAUGGAACUUGGAGUCACCUGAUUCCCCUCUGCAAACCAAAUCCCUGCCCUGUCCCUUUUGUGAUCCCUGAGAACGCACUGCUUUCAGAGAGGGAGUUUUAUGUCGACCAGAAUGUGUCUAUCAAGUGCAGGCAAGGCUUCCUGCUUAAAGGCGAUGGCAUCAUCACCUGCAACCCUGAUGAGACAUGGACACAGACAAACGCCAAAUGUGAAAAAAUUUCAUGUGGUCCUCCAACUCAUGUGGAAAAUGCGAUUGUUCGAGGUGUCCAUUACCAAUAUGGGGACAUGAUCACCUACUCCUGUUACAGUGGGUACAUGCUAGAAGGUUCCCUGAGGAGUGUAUGCCUAGAAAAUGGAACAUGGACAUCGUCUCCUAUUUGCAGAGCUGUCUGUCGGUUCCCAUGUCAGAAUGGAGGUGUCUGCCAACGUCCAAAUGCUUGCUCCUGCCCAGAUGGCUGGAUGGGGCGUCUCUGUGAAGAGCCAAUAUGCAUACUUCCCUGUUUGAAUGGUGGGCGCUGUGUGGCCCCUUAUCAGUGUGACUGCCCCGCAGGCUGGACUGGGUCCCGCUGUCAUACAGCUACUUGCCAGUCUCCUUGCUUAAAUGGUGGGAAAUGCAUAAGACCAAACCGGUGCCAUUGUCUCUCAGCCUGGACAGGACACGAUUGCUCCAGGAGAAGGAGAACCGGGUUUUAACACACCCCUGCCACCCCCACUGCCUCUCCCAAAGCAAGGUCAUCUCCUCCUGGUAGCUCCUGGAACUCACACAAAGGAAGACCAACACGGUGCUUGGGCUCGUUUGUUUUAUAAGCUUGAGUUGACUUAUUAAUUUUGUGAUCUAUUUUGUUAUUCUUUGUGAUGUCCUUUCUUCCAUGUUUCCAUUGUUUAAAUAUGCUUGCAUUUUCUAUAUAAAAGUUAUAU
Messenger RNA from Cricetulus griseus (Chinese hamster), 10932 nucleotides. Lineage: Eukaryota; Metazoa; Chordata; Mammalia; Rodentia; Cricetidae. The record is from RefSeq and is a predicted model, not a curated record.